AUACGAGUGGUGAGAACAUCGCUGAGUCCCUCGUGGCCGAAGGACUGGCCUCCCGCCGGGAAGGGAUCCGAGCCAACAACCCCGAGCAGAGCAGGUUGGCUGAGCUGGAGGAGCAGGCCAAGAGUGCCAAGAAGGGCAUGUGGAGCGAGGGAACGGGCUCCCACACCAUCCGGGAUCUCAAGUACACCAUCGAAAACCCCCGGCACUUCGUGGACUCCAUGCAUCAGAAGCCAGUCAACGCCAUCAUCGAGCACGUGCGGGAUGGCAGCGUGGUGAGAGCCCUUCUCCUCCCCGAUUACUACCUGGUCACCGUCAUGCUCUCGGGGAUCAAGUGCCCCACGUUCAAGCGGGAGGCGGAUGCGCCUGAAGUCCCCGAGCCGUUUGCGGCCGAAGCCAAGUUCUUCACAGAGUCGCGGUUGCUGCAGAGGGACGUGCAGAUCGUCCUGGAGAGCUGCCACAACCAGAACAUCCUGGGCAACAUCCUUCACCCGAACGGGAACAUCACCGAGCUCUUGCUGAAGGAGGGCUUUGCCCGCUGUGUGGACUGGUCCAUUGCUGUCUACACCCGUGGGGCUGACAAGCUGCGCGCGGCCGAGAGGUUCGCCAAAGAGCGCAAGUUGAGGAUCUGGAGGGACUACGUGGCUCCCACAGCAAACCUGGAUCAGAAGGACAAGCAGUUCGUGGCCAAG
Molecule: messenger RNA, 689 nt
Organism: Apaloderma vittatum (bar-tailed trogon)
Lineage: Eukaryota; Metazoa; Chordata; Aves; Trogoniformes; Trogonidae
Gene: SND1
Product: staphylococcal nuclease and tudor domain containing 1
Exons: 6
Biological process (GO): mRNA catabolic process
Cellular component (GO): cytosol; nucleus
Molecular function (GO): nuclease activity; RNA binding
Source: RefSeq, a predicted model, not a curated record